AGAUGAUUUUGACCCCACAUAUUUGCGAAAGGGCAACAUGAUCCCCGUUUUACUAUCACUUGGUCCUCGUGACGAGCACCCCAUGCACAUGAUUUUGCCCCCUUUCCUUCGAACCAUCAAUGUCAUCGGAUGAGAUCAUAUUGGAUUUUACAUAAUCAUGAAAAAGUUUUGCUCUUUUUUUGACAUAUAAAACUCAAAAAAAAAAGAGGAGGGCAGAAUCUUAUCGGAGCUGUUAUAUUGGAUUAGAUUACGGGCCGUGUCUCCGUUGGGUCUAAGAUGCCGUAAACUCCACAUAUGAUUUGAUUUCUCAUCCUAUCCCAUAGCCCAGUCUCUGAUAUGUUGUCCUACAGGAUUAGAGCUUUCCAUCCUAUCUUGAUUGCAGUCCAAACCAUCAUUCUGUCUGCCUGUCCGUCCAGCCCUAGUCGUUCAGACAUCCUGUCUGUCUUGCUCAUGAUGCAAGCCACCAUUCUGUCCAGCCCUAGCUAUGAUGCAGCCAACAAGAAUCACAUCACAGCAGGCGACUUUGGAUAUAGUCCUUGUAAAUUUAGCAAUUCCCCACGCAUCCAAUGAUCGACGAUCAAUGACUACUGCAGAGAAAUCACUAGCAAUAGAUAUCAAAGGCUUAAAUAGUUAGGUCAGUCGAUUUUGAUUUUGCCGGGAGAAUCAUCACACACUCAAAAAAAGGGGGUUUUUGAAAAAAUUAGGUCUAAACUAGGGUUCUUGUAAAAAUAAGGCAUACAAAAGAUUUUGAUGUUAAUCCCUAAUACUUUGCCAACUUGUUCCUCAUAACCCUCUCUCUCCAAAUAUAGAAAACCUGUGCUGUAACAGCACAUGACCCCUAAAAGACUUUCUAACAAUUGGCAUAUGCAAGCAAAUUCUCUAAAAACAAUGACCAAACAUGGAAACAAAGAUUCAAUCUUUGUGCCAAGAAAUAAACCAGAAUAAAAAAAACAAUGGUCAAUACCUCCUCCUACAAUUUCGGUGAUUGCCAACAGUGUUCUUCUCCCUUCAAUUCCCCCCUCCUCCAUGCAUCGUCUCCUCCUUGGGGGAUGAUGAUCUGAUAGCUAAAUUCUUCUUUCAUCCUCUCAAACUAAACCAAAAACAGAUAAAUAAAUCGUCAAAUGUGAAUAAUCUUCCCUCUCUCCGCCCACGAAAAUGUCGAUGUUUCCAUCAUUUCAAUUGCUGGAGCUCAACAUUAUCUCCGCUCAAGACUUGGCUCCGGUGUCACGUAAAAUGAAGACCUACGCGAUCGCUUGGGUUAACUCCGAACGCAGACUCGCCACCCGCGUUGACUACUCCGGCGGCUCAAACCCCACCUGGAACGACAAAUUCGUCUUUCGGGUCAACGAGGAGUUCCUCUAUGCCGAUACCUCAGCUGUCAUGAUCGAAAUUUAUGCUCUGCAUUGGUUCCGUGACGUUCACGUAGGAACGGUCCGUGUCCUGAUCAGUAAUCUUAUCCCGCCUAGUCGGCGGCCUGGCUACCGCACCGGCAACAACGAGUAUCGCCGCUCGACACCACCUCCAGGAAUGCGGUUUGUUGCGCUUCAGGUCCGGCGAACCUCCGGACGGCCUCAGGGGAUUCUGAACAUUGGAGUUGGGUUGCUUGAUGGUUCAAUGCGUAGCAUGCCGCUUUACACACACAUGGAUUCAUCGGCCGUGGGUUAUAGGGAUUUGCUCGGAGAAGAGGAUCCACAUUUGCAGCAUCUGCAUCUCAAUAGCCACAAAGGGAGCUCAAAGAACCCUCAAUCACCGGCUUCGAGACAGUACCAGUCGGUGGUAUCGAAGCCGGAGCUCCGGCGAACGAAGAGCGACACGAGUUCCAUGGUCGUCUCAGAUCUCCUCAGUAGAGCCGAAAGGAGCCGUGCGGCGAACAAGAAGCCGGCGAGCACCUUGGCGAGCAGCAACUCAGAAACUGUACCCACGACAUCGGAACACGAUACAACUUCCUCGUCGAACACCGAAGCCAUGAAAUCUAUCAAAGAUCCGUCGUCGAGCAAAACGCCCAAAACCCCGAGGAAGAGAUACCACUCGAUCGAUUUAGACGUUAUAGAUCCACCGAUGAGGGAAGACCUAUAUCUGGGGCCGCCGAGAAAGGAGAAACCAAAUGUGACGCCGCAUGGAUCGUAUAAUCCAUCUCGCAAAACGCCCGGAAGAACGCCGAUGCGCGAGAAACAUAGACCGGCCAAGGAUUACGGUCGCAGCGGCGCGUCGCCGUACUUGUCGAGGAACGGGACGCCGUUGAGAUCGAACAUCGUCGAAUCAACUCCGAUCAGAUCUAAUAUGGUCGGUUCCACUCCAAUGCGAUCGAUCGGUGUUGGAUCGACUCCGAUGCGGUCGAAUAUCGUCGCAUCGACUCCGAUGCGGUCCAAUAUCGUCGGAUCGACUCCGUUACGAUCAACCUACAUGGCAACACCGAUGAAAUCCAACUUCGGCACACCAAUGAGGCCUAAUAUGGCCAGACGACCGAUAUUAACAGAGUCGGAGUUAGGUCCGUCGCCAUCGGAGGUGAUGGAGAAGAUGGAGAAGGAGAGAUCUAACCCAAACGACACCGAGAGCUCGAUCCUCAGCGAAUGGAGCAUUGAAGACGGUAGCAUCGAAGGUCUGCGGUCGAAACUCGAGCGAUGGCGGACGGAGUUGCCGCCAUUGUACGACCUCGGGUCAAGCCACUUGAGCAGCGAAAUGGACGAAGCCGCCGGGGGAAAAAGCUCCCGGAGAAAGACUCCGGCGAUGAAGACGCACAGUCGCCGUCACACCGACGGAGGAAACGGACUGUUCUCGUGCUUCAGCAACAUCUGCGGUGUGGAGUGUACCUUCGCGUGCGGCGGGUCGGAUCCUGACGGGUCGAAGAAGAAAAAGGGCGCGAGUGGGCGCGUGCACCGCACCGCCUCCUCUGACAAUUUGAGCUAUUUGUGAUUUCAUAUUUUAUUUUUUGGACAUGAACUAUAUUUUCUAAAGAAAAUAUUUCGAGAAACAUAUGAAAAGAUUACGAGAGAAGACGCAAUUGUGGAUCCUGAAAAUA
Tarenaya hassleriana is the source of this 3019-nucleotide messenger RNA. RefSeq lists its product as uncharacterized. The record is from RefSeq and is a predicted model, not a curated record. Bases 1156 to 2913 code for a protein of 585 amino acids. NCBI's taxonomy places the organism in Eukaryota, Viridiplantae, Streptophyta, Magnoliopsida, Brassicales, Cleomaceae. The transcript has a single exon. Gene Ontology annotation, biological process: defense response.